Messenger RNA from Saccoglossus kowalevskii, 1167 nucleotides. RefSeq lists its product as uncharacterized. The record is from RefSeq and is a predicted model, not a curated record. Lineage: Eukaryota; Metazoa; Hemichordata; Enteropneusta; Harrimaniidae.
AUGGGUUGUUUUGCAAGAAUUGUGAAAUUCGGUCUUCUGUUCUUGUCAUGUUUUCUUGGUAAUUGUUCGUCCCAGGUUACAUCAGACCUCAAGGUAUAUGGCCUUGUUGUUGCUGUACCCGACCCAGCCAACGGCCAAGUUUCAUUCACUUCCGGUGAAGACACCUUCACUCAGCUGAAAACUGUUGUCAUUAACGACGGUCCGGAUACGUUGCCAGGAAGCAGCAAUGGUACAUACAUGUACGACUUCAUCGUCAGUCUCGAGAACAGCAACACUAAUCUACUGUAUGACGUCACACUGGAUAUAGAGAUGAGUGAAACAGAUGAAGCUAAGCUUAGUCAACAACUGGCCUUAUUUGCAUCGGCAUCUUAUGAGCCAAUGAACGUCACCGUUACCAUACCAACCGACUUGUGUGGCAACCUCGCGUACUUGUGUAUUACGAUAAAACACAACGACGACGGAGGUUACGUCGAUGACGUCAGUACAAAUGAUUAUUUCUGUUUAUCACUGGUCGAUGGUUCCAGCAACGCCGGCAUCAAAGAAUGUACUCCGGAUUUGUCUCCCAGCAGUUUGAACAUCACAGACCCUGGUAUCAAUUUAGAGUACGUACUCGAUAAUGACGUCACCAUAACGUUUGACUUCAACAUCACAAACAUUGGAUCGGAAGAGAUUAACGGCACAAUUGACGGCUCGGCUAACUACGAUUUCGUCGCCAGUAUUAGUGACAUCGACGACCUGGACGACGAAGAUAUACAUCGCAUUACAUUCAAUGUUGACACCAGCUCCGCCGUAGGCUUGACGUCUGGAAUACCAAGUUCGGGAGUCACCACCAUCAGCGGUCUGAAGACUGAUAUUAACAUCCCCACGCUCAACUGCGGCGGUUACCGCUACGUAUGUGUGAUGGUUACAGUCCCCUCUGGCGCCCUCUACGUGGACGGCGAUACUGACAACAAUUACUUUUGUUUACCAUUCGGUGACGUCGAAGACGGGUAUGCUGGUGUCAAACCGUGCAGCGAUAGUGCCUUCUUUGUCACUACUACUCCGGGACAACCGACACUGCCCUCUACAGGUACCAAAGGAGCCACGGCACGUGUUACCAUGGUGACAGCAAUUGCGUCAAGUAUUUACAUGUUGACAACUAUGUUGACAACUAACAAAGUAUUCUAA